AUGCAUCUAACGACCCCUGUCUCUAUACUCGUUUCCAUUCUUUCUCUUGCAUCGUCAUGCCAAGCACACCCUACUCACAAGGAACCAUUGCGAGUCGAGACCUUCAUCAACUCAGGACCUUCUCUCGAUGUGGUGUCCUCUCUGAUUAUCGGCUCGGAAGCAGCAGUUCUGGUGGAUAUGCCCUUGGCGAUCCCUCAGGCAGAGAGCCUUGCAGCAUGGGUAAAUCAAACAACAGACAAGCCUCUUGUCGCUGUCUUCUCGACCCACUCUCAUCCGGACCACUACCUCAGCGGUGCUGCAUUUCUGCAGUAUUUCCCAAACACCAAGUACUACGCCCACCCAGAUGCUGCAGCUCUCAUUCAAAACGAGAGUAAUCAACAAAUCCAAGCCUGGGGCUCCAUCCUCGGAAACCAAAUCGUCGUCUCCGAAGCCACCAUCCCAACUCCCUACAACUUCACAUUCUUCACCCUUCCUGGUAACGAGCACUCACCGAUCCAGCUCCUCAGUCCACUAGGCGGCGACACAAUCGACGAGACACUCUUCUACAUCCCUUCAAUCCAAACCUUAAUCGCCGGAGACACCGUCUACUCGCACGACAUGCACCUCUGGCUAGCCGACUUGCUCACCCCAGCAUUGACAUCCUCCUGGCUAUCGACUCUGGGGUACAUCAAGUCUCUUGGACUCAGACGCGUGAUUCCAGGACAUGCAUUAUCGAUUGACAACUUUGGCCCGACGACUGAUGUCGCUCAUACCGAGGCAUAUGUCAAGUUCUUCCAGCAGAAGAUCGAAGCUCGUGGCGUUGAUUACUUCACUCCACGGCAAAUUUUCGAUCAGUUCGAUGCGGAAUUCCCGGGUCUGCUCAACAAGGCGAACUCCACGACGUCUGCGACACUGUUGAAUAUUACAUCUGAAGAGUUUGGGAAGAAUGGAACGCGUCGAACUCACUACGUUGACCUGGCAUCGUUCAACGACACUCGCGCUCUCACAGAUUGGCAGCUUUAG
Molecule: messenger RNA, 1002 nt
Organism: Cercospora beticola
Lineage: Eukaryota; Fungi; Ascomycota; Dothideomycetes; Mycosphaerellales; Mycosphaerellaceae
Product: MBL fold metallo-hydrolase
Source: RefSeq, a predicted model, not a curated record